AGGGUCAGGUCGGUCCUACUCGUCAGUGACUCAAUAACUGCAGAGGAUCGUUGCGACCAGCGAGCGGACACCCCGGCCCCCGCACCCGCCCCGGACAACAGCGCGCAGGCCUGUGAAUUGCUUCCCUCUCCACGCGCACCUUCCCGCCUCCGCGCCCAGCCCAACCCCACCGUUGCCACGCCCACCUCCGGCGUCCACCUCGCGGUUCUCCGCUGCACAAUCCUCCGGAAGACUUCCCCAGUGCCCCUGCGACCCGUCUGCACACCUCCGCGGCUGCUCGCCCUCCUCUACCCAAACCCUAACCCUAGGUCCGCGCGCCGGUGAGGUACGUGUCAUCCUCCUUCACACGCCUUUUUUAGGCCCAAUUCGGCGCCCCAGGGUCUCGCCUGAGGCGUUGUUGGCCUCUGUGGGCAAUGGUUGUACGAGGCUGGAGCGUGCCCCACUGACUCGGCCACUCCUGGCAGGGGAACCUCUGGCUUAGGCUGGAGGUGAUGACCCCGUGCUUCAUUUUUAGUCUCUUCGGUGUCCAUGGGAUGCUCCAUCUCUCAGCUGCGGUCCUUCGCGCUGGAAGGAUACAUCUGUUUGCUGGUGCCAUCAGAAUGAACUGCCGCUUUCAGUGACAUGCAUGCGAUGCAUGCUUUUGCUUUUCUUCAAUGGUGAAUGCUGAGCCAUGCUCGAUGGGUGGAAUUAUGGAUUACGGUGUUGGUGUGGGCACCAAAUCUUCACCACGCAGUAUGGCCAUUGAGAAAGCUCAGGAGGAGCUCAGGCAGGAGUCUGAUGUUCGCGAUGAAUGGAGGAGAGAAUUGGAAUUUCUAGAGAAAGGAGGCAACCCAUUGGAUUUCAAUUUUGCACAUCUGGAAACGGUCGGUGUACACUCUGCUUCUCUCACAAAUCAAGUAGAAGCACAAACUGUGAUAAGUGACGCGAAAGGUAGUUUUUCUGCAUCACCUCUUGGAGAUUCGGUCGAGAGUACCGACAAACCAGGAGGUUCCAUGUGCCGCGAAACCAACACAGCAGACAAUCUUAUGCUUUUGGGUGGAGGUAAAAAUGACAUUGCAGAAGAAAAGGUUGUAAAAAGAGGAACCAAAAGAUUAAAUGCAGCACAACCCAAACAUUCAUUGCCCAGUGACGGUCACAAAAACACAAAAAAGCCUGCUGCUUCUGGUUUGUCACACCUCGGUGUCAAAAGCCAGGCAUAUGUUCGGCGCAACAGGUCAAAGCCAAGUAGGGAGAGCGGGAAUGUCACAUCUAUUAGAUCUUCUAUGAUCCCUGCUAAAGUCUAUGAGCCAAAUGAUGAAAAGGUUACAGCACAGAAAAACAAUGCAGACGAUCAUGGUGUAUUGUCCGUUUCUAGUAUAAAACAGUCUGGACCUAACCGUGACAUUGCACCAAAGAGUAUAGCUUCUGAUGACCAUGCAGCAAUGGAGCUGGAUGGCAUUCAAACAAUUCUCGAAAGUGAAUGUGUGGUGAACGACAAAGUAAACAAAGCUGGCAAUAAUAACAAAGCUAAACAGUUGUCAUCAAAUGACACAAAUCAUGAUCGUUUCCUUGUUGGGUGUGGUGAGAUAGCUGCUGAAGUUUCAUCUGCGGAAACCCCUGAUGCCAAUUUAAAAGUUGUUAUAAAGCCAUGUUAUUCUAGUGCAUCUACAUAUGAUGAGAAAGAGUCAUGUGCUGUUCACGAAAAGGCUGAUGAUGGACACCUGGAUGAAUGUAUGGCCCAUAUCCGUGAAGGGGAACUUGGUCACAGCAGGACACUUCCUUGUGUUGUAGAAGCUUCUACUUCACACAAUGAUGUAGUGGGCCCAUCUUGUGAAGGCACUGUGAAUAUUGUUGAUGAACAUGCAGAUGGGGACAUCAAUACUGUUGCAGGGAAGAUUGAUUCUCAUGAAGACCUAGAUAGUAGUAGACAUUCUAACAUGAUUCUCAAGGUAAGUGGCACAUCGAUAGAUUUCAGCAGGCCUGCUUCUUUGAAGGAAAGUUCUGAUCUUGUACGACCUGAAGCCAGUAAUAUUUCUCAUGUGAAAGAUGAAAUUGAAGUUUGUAACAGUGCAAUAGUUGCACAGAAAGACACAGAGUGCUUGUCUUCUGGCCGCAGCAUGAACAUUGAGGAAAGUCCAGUUUCGGUUAGGAAAAAUAGCUAUGUUGGGAAUUCAAACUCUGCACAUCCUAUAUCCGUAGGCAUCGAUUUGUCUGAUGCCUUGUCUCCACCAAAAAAUGAUGAAUCUAACGUGGAGAGUGAGAUUAAAAAAUAUGAGAACCUGAAUAAGAUGGAAAAGAAGGCCUAUGAAGAUUCUAUUCUUAAAAAUGCUCGCGUUAUAGAGGCAAAUAUUAAAAAGGCUGGUCAACGAUCUCCCUGUAACAUUGCUUUAGAGAAGAGGAGAAAGAGUCACUGGGAUUUUGUCCUUGAGGAGAUGACUUGGAUGGCUAAUGAUUUCAUGCAGGAACGACUUUGGAAAAGUGUGGCUGCAGCUCAGGUGUGCCAUUGGAUUGCCUCUGAUGCCCACGCCAAGUUUGAAAAAGCAAGCAUUCUGAAAAAGCAGAAAGCUGUUAUAAAGAUCAUUGCAAAGGGUAUCAUGAGUUUCUGGCGUUCAGCUGAGGCUUUACAGACUGCUGACAGGACAGCUAAAGUGAUGCCACACAAUUCAACUAUGCUGGAGGAGAUAGAUCCUUCGGGAGUCAAAGCAGGAAAAGAACAGGGUCACAAUUCACUGGAAGCGAAAGAAUCCAGCCAGCAACGGUCACAGAUUCAUGAUUAUGCAGUUCGAUUUCUUGAAUAUAAUAGAACAGCUGAUUUGCACGUGUUGCCUGAAGCUCCACCAACUCCUGACAGGCUGAAUGACUUUGGAGUCUUGAAAGUGUCUGAUCAUCUCUCAGAAGAAAGUCUCUUUUAUACAGUAGCAGCACCUGGUGCAGUGCUGGCAUACAGGGACUCUCUGGAAUCUCUUUUCAUGUAUCACAAGGCUCGCCUCCGCAAGAAGAGAAAUUUUAUCUCCAAAUUGGAGGAUGAGGGAAGGAUUGUCACCAACCAUGAGCAAAUGCAGGAAGUUUUGGAUGGUUUCUUUUCCAAUCUUUUGGGUUCUAUAGUUCAGAGACCAUUUACUCUUGAUCUGGAAGAUGGCAAUGCUGAGCUCAACGAUGACUAUGAGGCAUCUGCGUGUGAUUCUGUUGCAGUUUGUUCAGAUUUGCCCCAGGAGAAUGCAUACGAGGAGGAUGAAGGCGAGACAUGUACUUUUCUUUCUCCUAAAGCAUAUGUUGGUGGUUCCAUAUCGAAUAUGGUUCACAAGAAGAAACAUGUAAUGCCACAAAGGAUUAGCCUUGCUAGGCCAUAUGAAAUUGGUACCUAUGUGCCUUAUCAACCAUGCAUGGAAAGCAAGUCAAGGAACCAACCAUUGUUAUCAAAUGGCAAAAGACCUACUUCUUUCCUUGCAAUUCCUCCAAAGCGCACACGCACAGCUGCAAGGCAACAAGUUGUAAGCCCGUUUCAUGCUGGUGCUAGUGUACCGCCCCAAGAUUUCUCAAGUGGCAACACAAACUCCUACCAAGAUGAUCAAAGUUCAUUGCAUAGUGAGUCUUUGCCGUGGAGGAACAUGGAUUUUGAAUCUACAGUUGAUUCUGAUAGACAACUGCCUUAUGAUGCUGGUGAAAUGUGCACUAAAGUCAACAACAAGAAAAAACUGAAGAACUCAGGAUACAAAAUUGCUCAAAAUGCAGCCAAUUUGUAUGUGCCAACUUCUGCAAAGUUUCAGGGCCAUAUUUAUGAUCCAAGAAAGCAAAUGCAAGUUGACUUGGUUAAUAAAUAUGAGCAGGAAUAUCUCAAGAAGAGAACAGAUGUGCACCAAUAUGGUUCAAAUGGAAACAAAGUUGCAUAUGGUGGUCAACAUGCUUCUAAGAAGCUUAAAAUGGGGAAGCAAGGGAUAGAUAUUUCACAAGAAACUUCUGUUGCAUCACAGAUGAGCAACAUGGCACAUCCUGCUAGAUUUAUAAAGAUCAUUGCUAAUAGGGAUCGUGGGAGAAAAUGCAAAGCACUAAAGAUGACUUCUGGUGGAUGGUCAAACUUCGAGGAUCAGGCACUUGUUGUCCUUGUCCAUGAUAUGGGUCAAAACUGGGAACUAGUUAGUGACGCAAUCAACAACAUCGUGCAGUUCAAGUGUGUACAUAGGCAGCCUAAAGAGUGCAAGGAGCGCCACAAGGUUCUUUUGGAUAGAAGCUCUGGUGAUGGUGCUGACAGUGCAGAAGACUCUGGUUCAUCUCAGCAUUACCAUAAUACAUUGCCGGGCAUUCCAAAGGGUAGCGCAAGGCAAUUAUUUGAGCGACUUCAAGGACCAUUUGACGAAGAGAAUCUCAAGGCACAUUUUGAAAAAAUUAUACUACUCAUGCAACAAGUGCAUGCCAGACGUAGACAGGGUAAUCGCCAGGAGCUCAAGCCAAUCAUGCAGCCACAUAGUUCCCAUGUUAUCACACUUUCACAAGCAUGUCCGAACAACAUUUCUGGGUGCACUUUGACGCCCCUUGAUCUCUGUGAUGUAACAAACGAGAUAACACUGCCGAACCAUCAGGGUUCUGUUGGUCCUUCUACUCCUUCAAAUCUGAAUUCCAGGUUACCAGGGUCUCCUGCUAUGGUUUUGGGCAACAAUUCACCGUUCCCUUCAACAUUGAGUAGUCCUAGGGAUGCUCAGAAAUAUGGUGUUCCCAGACCUAUCUCUUUACAGGGUGAUGAGCAACCAAAGAUUCAGUAUAAUCAGAUGGUCAAUGACAGAAAUCUUCAUGAACCUGGAGUUUCUGCUCCUGGAACUACUCCUUCCGGGGUUGAUUGUGGUCCAGGUGCCCUCAUGAUGCCAUCUGCCCCUGCUAUGGGAACAGUGGCAGGACUAAAUCGAGGUAUGCCUGGUGCCAAGCCAGGCUUUCCAAGGAUUAGUUCACCAGUAAUGUUAAAUGCUGUUCCAUCUGGAAAUCUGUUUCCCAACAGUGGGCAAGGUGUGCUCAACACAGUAAAUGUCCAUCCUGGAGCCAUAUCUGGUCCUGGCAAUUCAAUCUUGAGGCCACAUGAUCCUAUGCAAACAUUUCGUCCUGGUCAGGGUAUGGAAGAGCAUAGGCAGAUGUCGGAGUUUGACAUGCCGGUUUCACAGGGAAGCGGCCAAGCCACUAUCCAGUUUAGCAGCAUGAAUUCAUCUUUCUCGAGUCCACCUGUUCAGCAACCCCAACGGCCACAUCAGAUGUCACAAUCGUUACACAUGUUUGGGAAUCCACACCAUUCUCAGAUCCAGGGAACUAGUUCAAGCUCACAACAGCAGGCAUAUGCUGUGCACUUGGCUAAAGAAAGACAAAUGCAACAGCAUAUGGCACCUCAACAGCAUAGUGAUCUUUCUGGAGCAAGUGCAGUACCCAAUGUGCAGAGUAAUACUCAAACAUUGCAGCAGGGCCAAACCUCAUCUGCCAAUUCAGCCCCUUGUUCAAAAUCACAGCAUCAGCGACAGCAAGCGGCACAAAAUCUGCCGGAUAGCUCUUCAUCUCCCAACCAACCUGCCACUUUUACACAACAGAAGCAGAAGAAACAACAGGAACAACAGCAGUCUAGACAAAAUGAGCCACAAAGGAACCGUGGCAGUCAACAAGCUAAGCUUAUGAAGAGUUUAGGACGAGGAAACAUGAUGGCCCAGACUCCUCCAAUUGACUGCACACCAACCAAUGCUGCUUCUACUCCAUCAAAAAACCAUGUGUCUGAAAAACUGGUGCAACAUGGCCAAGGACAUUUCCCUGCCAAUACAACACCAGUACCGUCAAUGCCUCAACCUAGGCUAGUCACUUCGUUGCCUCAGUCACCAACGAAGGUGGCAGACAUUGGUAACCAAGGUUUAAAAAAGGGUGGUUCUUUGAGUCAGGCCAUGUUAGCUUUGCAACAACCUCCACAUGGUUCUAAAUCGACAUUGACCACUCAGCUGCAGCAGCGGCAGGUCAAUCCGCCACAGAACAACAAUGGGAGAGCAGUGGUGCAACAGAACCGCCAAAUGAACUCUGACUGUAGGACAGACUUGCACGUCGGUCAGGUCCGUCACAAUCAGAUGGUUCCAACAUCCAUGCCACAGAGUGCAGAUUCGUGUAGCCCUGUACUGUCAUCUGUAAACCAGCAGAAGCGUGAGCCAUCGCUCAAUCAGACUUCAGUUACCUCGCCGUCUAACCUGCUUAGGUCUCCUAAAGAUACUUCUUUUGGGUAGCCAAGACAUGCUACAAAGGCAAGUUUUCAGGUGGCUUCCCUAUACAGGCUCAUGGUGUUGGUGACCAGUGGAACCAACAUGGCAGAGAGCAAUUGCAGUCUCAGCAUCAGCAGAGACAACCGGUUGUUCAAGGCAGUGCAUAUGCUCCUUCAAAUUCUGGGCCUGGCUGAUCAUUAAUUAUUUCAGGUUUGUAGGUUUGAGAUAGCGAGCUUUCUUUCCAUUGUAAAGUUACUGUGCAGGUACGUGAUUUGCAUUAUUUCAGGUUUUAAUGUGAGCUAGAUUAGGUAAUUUAAUUGUUCGUGUUUAAUCUUACCUGAAGUGGGGAUAGGUUGCAGUCUAGUAGAAUGUAGAAACACUGCUUCCACUUCUUUAGCGGGCACUGCACUUGUGUCUGUCGCUUCUGCGUGGGACGAGCACGCUGCCAUCUCUUACGCGAGUCCAAGAGGUGGUCUCUGCACACCUGAUAUGUUCCUUUUGUAUCCUCGUAGAUCAUAGUAUAUGUGUUUGUACAAGUUAAAACAACUCCCGCCCAUGAAUGAAUUGGUACUCUAUCUAUCCGUUUGGUUACCUGCAUCAUGUAGUUCUGAGCUACCGUUUGUGUUGACUUUAUUUGAGAUUCUGUUUGGUUGAUUGUAUGUUCGAGAUGUAUAUCGUAUGAGUAGAUGCAAAAUAAGUGAUUUUGGUUGCAUACGUUUAAAAUGUAAUUAUGCAGCCGGCCAUGAUAUAUUGAGUUAAGGUUCCAAAAUGUAUUGGGUGUCAUGCAAUGCUCCAGCACGUUUGCUAGUUUAUUUGACUCGGUUCUUCAUGUAGAGUAGCAUCUUCGGAGUUUUUAAUAAAAUGUUUUAGCAAGAAAAGGCACUAAUUGUAGUUUUGUAAUAAUUUGUGUUAAGUUUGAGUAGUUAGGAAAAGCAACAUUUUAAUGGCUCCGGCUCCUCUUGAUGGUUCCUGCUCCGUGUUAAUUGCAGGAGUCAUUUUUUCUUUUCCUUGCAGGAUUCGUUUUUCUUAUUCAAGUGACAGUUUGACAAAGUUCAUUAAGAGCCAGAGUCGGAUGAGGGACUGUAUGGCUGCAUGGAUGCAUGGACCAGGAUGGCCCAUGAGACCAGGCCAGGCGAAGCCAUAUUUUUUAGGGUCCUUUGUUUCAUUGGGGCCCUAGAUUAGCCUGAUUUACCCGUUUGAUCUAUGGAUUUACCUCCCGUAUCGAGGUCGAGAUGCACAUUAGUUUCCAUGAGUGUCUUGAUCGGCUUGACAUCCUUCAUCCCAAACUUGAUGAGUAUGUCUUGAAUGUAUUUCGUUUGACUGAUGAAAGUGCCCUUUUGAAGUUGCUUUA
Messenger RNA from Zea mays, 7539 nucleotides. RefSeq names its product chromatin modification-related protein EAF1 B. Gene Ontology annotation, cellular component: NuA4 histone acetyltransferase complex. The record is from RefSeq and is a predicted model, not a curated record. Bases 654 to 6212 code for a protein of 1852 amino acids. The transcript has 22 exons. Lineage: Eukaryota; Viridiplantae; Streptophyta; Magnoliopsida; Poales; Poaceae.